Strongylocentrotus purpuratus (purple sea urchin) is the source of this 312-nucleotide messenger RNA. RefSeq names its product CDGSH iron-sulfur domain-containing protein 3, mitochondrial-like. The transcript has 2 exons. Gene Ontology annotation, cellular component: intracellular membrane-bounded organelle. NCBI's taxonomy places the organism in Eukaryota, Metazoa, Echinodermata, Echinoidea, Camarodonta, Strongylocentrotidae. The annotation marks the transcript as partial. The record is from RefSeq and is a predicted model, not a curated record. Gene Ontology annotation, molecular function: 2 iron, 2 sulfur cluster binding.
AAUGUGCAACAAGUUCGCCAUCUUGAGGUUGGGCGCAAGGGGACAUACAUCGCUAAGAAAAUGCCAACCACAGCCAAACUAGAAGCAGGCAAGAAAUACUGGUGGUGUAAAUGUGGCCUCAGUAAGAAACAGCCUUUUUGUGACGGCGCUCACAAGCCGACCAAAUUCAAACCUGUGAUGAUCAUGGUCGACAAACCCAAGACGGUUCUACUAUGCCGAUGCAAGCAGACCAGCAAAGAGCCCUACUGUGACAUGACUCAUGUCGGAGUCAUGUUCUCAUCCUUUGGUAAACGACUGGGGCUUGUCAAGUAA